AUGGGGUCGUCUGCGUCCAAGGCUGCCCUCGGGGCGACCACCAAUGAACCCACAGAGCCCGAGGCGAAACACCUGGCGGACCUAAUACAGUACAUAAAUGGAACAAAUAUGAGUGUUGAACAUUUGGCUGAUGUUCUUUCUGAGAAAACUGGGAGCAGCAGCUGGGUGGUAGUGUUCAAAGCCCUGGUUACUGUACAUCACCUUAUGGUGCAUGGAAAUGAGCGUUUUAUCCAACAUCUUGCAUCUAGAAACUCUUUGUUCACUUUACACAACUUCCUGGAUAAAAGUGUCAUAGAAGGCUAUACUAUGUCAACCUUCAUUAGACGAUAUAGCAGGUACUUGAAUGAGAAGUCACUCGCGUAUAGACUGAUCGCAUCUGACAUCACCAAAACCAAGAGAGGGAUGGAUGGUAUGAUGAGAACUAUGGAUACAAAACAGCUGCUAAACACUCUUCCAGUUAUUCAGACUCAGUUUGAUGCUCUUCUUAAUUUUAAUGCAAAUCCUGAUGAACUAACGAAUGGUAUAAUACAUGCUGCUUUCAUGCUCCUCUUUAAGGAUUCUCUUCGCCUCUUUGCAGCCUAUAAUGAGGGGAUCCUUAAUCUGCUAGACAAAUAUUUUGAUAUGAGGAAAAACCAAUGCAAGGAAAGUUUGGAUAUCUACAUCAAGUUCCUUGAAAGAACAACCACAUUGGCGCAGUUCCUGAACGUUGCACAGCAAGUUGGAAUUGACCAGAACGACAUUCCAUAUCUUACACAGGCACCCCACAGUUUACUUGAAGCACUAAAACAACAUUUAGCUUCUUUGGAAGAGAAAAAUAACAGUUUGCCUCCUUACAGUCUCCGGCAUGCACUGAUUCCCUCCAUCCCAAAUAAUCCAGUUGUGAAAGCUUCAGCAGGUAGAGCUUGGCUUGCAGGUUAUCUUCCCUCUAUGAUUUGUUAUAACCAACAUUACGUUCACAAGCCCACAAACCUUUUGGAGCCAGACAGCAAUGUGGAAAAAUCAUAGCAGACAAUCUGGAUGGCUCACUUGCUAGCCUUGUAGGAAAUCUUAACCUUGGAGAAAGCUCAGUCAACAAACAAUAAAACCACCAGUUGGAGCUCCUCAGCAUCUUAAGAUAUUCAAUGUUACUUCAGUGCGUGAAUCCCUACAUUUUCAGCCGAAAAACCUCCAAAAAGCAGGCAAAUGGAAACCAAAGGAAGGCAGAAGUGAUAAUAUUAACAACAAACGCUGUGGAAUAUCUGACAUGAAGUGGCCUCAGCCUUCAGAGAUGGAAAUUGCUGGUGGAAUGAACUGGCAGUUGAAUAUCUACACCUGUACAUCAACCAUCUGGAAACAUAUUUCUAUUCCUCCUGUUCCCUGCAUGGUUCGAACUCCAAUGGGAGCUCCUUCCCUGAUGGCACAUCAACCCAUGAUUCAUACGCAACCAGGCUUAAGGACCAACAAUUCCUCUGCUCCAGCCACAAGAAAUAAUACACAAUCCAUGUAGAACUACCAAAGCAAAAAGGUUCAGAUUCAGAGGUGAGCAAAGGUGAUGAUCUCUCUACAGCCUGAACUGAAUCAUCCACAUCUUCCAAGUAAAAUAAAC
Molecule: messenger RNA, 1585 nt
Organism: Ailuropoda melanoleuca (giant panda)
Lineage: Eukaryota; Metazoa; Chordata; Mammalia; Carnivora; Ursidae
Product: phosphatidylinositol-binding clathrin assembly protein
Exons: 16
Coding region: 1-1005 (334 amino acids)
Biological process (GO): clathrin coat assembly; synaptic vesicle budding from presynaptic endocytic zone membrane; clathrin-dependent endocytosis
Cellular component (GO): clathrin-coated pit; synaptic vesicle; extrinsic component of presynaptic endocytic zone membrane
Molecular function (GO): SNARE binding; phosphatidylinositol-4,5-bisphosphate binding; 1-phosphatidylinositol binding
Source: RefSeq, a predicted model, not a curated record